UUGUGAAGUGCCCGAUGGCACCGAGCUCCUGUUUGUCCAGAGGGCGGCGCUGAACCCGACGGCCUGGCUUUUCUCCCCCAGACUUGGGCUGCCGGGAGCUAAACGCGGCGGAGCGCGCCUUCGAGAGCUCAUCGGAAACCGGCGUCCGCUGUGCCUUUACGCACGGCGCACCUCCGCUUCUCUGGAAAGAGGCAGUACUUCAGCCGGCAAGAGAAGGAAGGCGGCAGCAGCAAGGCGCCUUCCAGCAGAAGCUGAGCGCGCCUCGGGGGCCCCAGCAGCACCUGUCUCUGAGAUGUGUGAAAUGGGGCUGGUCUCUCCUGAGCCCUCCAGCCUGACACCAUACUAUGGGGAGAUGCCGGACGCUUAUUGUCAGGACGACCGCUGGCAGAGGUUGCGCACGACUGUCAGGAAGCUGGAAUUCUGGGAGAACUUUGAGGCGGAAUUGAUUGGCAGCGGCUUCUUCUCCAAAGUGUUCAAGGUUGCCCAAAGCCCUGGAGGCAAAGCAAUGGUGGUGAAGAUCUACAAGAAUGACGCAGACCAGGAGGGGAUCGUACGUGAGAUCAGCUUGCUGCAGAAGCUCUCCCAUCCCAACAUUGUCAGGUAUCUUGGGAUCUGUGUGAAGGGUGAGAAGCUGUAUCCCAUUCUGGAGUAUGUGAAUGGCGGGUGCCUGGAAGAGCUGCUGGCCUGCAAAGACGUCUCUCUCAGCUGGAAGGAGAAAGUGGACUUGGCUUCAGACAUCACCCGGGGGAUGGUCUAUUUGCACUCCAAGAACAUCUACCACCGGGAUCUCAACUCCAAGAACUGCCUCAUUCGGGUGACGCAACGGGGGCGUGAGGCCCUGGUGACGGAUUUCGGCCUAGCCAAGGAAGUGGCGGAGCUUUCUGCGAAGGACCCUGAGAGAAAGCUUUCUUUGGUGGGCUCGGCUUUCUGGAUGGCCCCUGAGAUGUUGCGAGGGGAACCUUAUGACCGGAAGGUGGACGUCUUCUCUUUCGGCAUUGUCCUGUGCGAAAUACUAGGGAGAAUCCCAGCUGACCCUGAGGUGCUGCCCCGGACCCAGGAUUAUGGCCUGGAUGUGGCGUCCUUCUAUGACAUGAUCCGUGAAUGUCCCAAGCAGGUCUUGGAUCUGGCUGCCAGCUGCUGCAGGGUGGAAGCGUUCAAGCGCCCGUCGUUCUCAGAGAUCUUGGAGGAGCUGGAAGACACUGCGGAGAGGCUGGAGUCUACAGUGUGCAAGCAGACCCCCGGCUGAAGCACCGGGGACCUGAGCUGCGAAUGUACUUGUAUAUCUUGAAACGGACAGCGGUGAGCAGGAGGGCAAAGGGCCUCACGGCAAAAUAUUAAAGGGGUGCCUUGCCCUGCUCACCCAUUUCAGGACAGAUCUGCGACUUGUAUAGAGGAAGAGGGGGUUCUGUU
Podarcis raffonei (Aeolian wall lizard) is the source of this 1410-nucleotide messenger RNA. Its product is annotated as dual specificity testis-specific protein kinase 2-like. Gene Ontology annotation, biological process: actin cytoskeleton organization; protein phosphorylation. The coding region runs from base 293 to 1246 and encodes 317 amino acids. Gene Ontology annotation, molecular function: protein serine/threonine kinase activity; ATP binding. The record is from RefSeq and is a predicted model, not a curated record. The transcript has 9 exons. NCBI's taxonomy places the organism in Eukaryota, Metazoa, Chordata, Lepidosauria, Squamata, Lacertidae. Gene Ontology annotation, cellular component: cytoplasm; nucleus.